Molecule: messenger RNA, 2756 nt
Organism: Lates calcarifer (barramundi perch)
Lineage: Eukaryota; Metazoa; Chordata; Actinopteri; Centropomidae
Gene: rdh20
Product: retinol dehydrogenase 20
Cellular component (GO): lipid droplet
Molecular function (GO): oxidoreductase activity, acting on the CH-OH group of donors, NAD or NADP as acceptor
Source: RefSeq, a predicted model, not a curated record
UCAAAAUGAUUUUUCUGAUGGACCUCCAGAUGAUGCUGCUGGAUGUGAUUUACUUCAUCCUGCGCAACUCUGUGCGAAUCGUCAUGCGCCCACGCACCAAGCCCAUCGAUGGUGAGCUGGUGCUGAUCACCGGGGCGGGGGGCGGCCUGGGUCGUCUCUUCGCUCAGGAAUUCACCAAGCACGGGGCAGAGGUGGUGCUGUGGGACGUCAACGGCAGCUCCAAUGAACAGACAGCCAAGCUGGUGCGUGAGAUGGGGGGCAAGGCGCACACCUACACGGUGGAUGUCACCAGCAGGGAGGAUGUGUAUCGCAAUGCGGACCUCGUGAGACAGGACCUGGGCCGAGACGUCACGAUACUGGUGAACAACGCCGGAGUGGUGGCAGGGAAGCGCAUGUUGGACUGUCCUGAUGAACUGAUGGAGAGGACCAUGAAAGUCAACUGUCACGCCCUCUUCUGGACAGUGAAGGCCUUCCUCCCCCAGAUGAAGGCCCAGAGUCAUGGACACAUCGUGACCAUCGCCAGCGUCCUCGGUCUCUUCAGCACAGCUUGCGUCGAGGAUUACUGUGCCAGUAAGUUUGCUGCAGUGGGCUUCCAUGAGUCUUUGGCCCACGAGCUGCUGGCUGAGGAGGUUGAGGGAGUGAGGACUACUCUUGUGUGCCCCUAUAUUGUGGACACAGGCAUGUUUGAAGGCUGCAAGAUUCGGGAGGAAGUGGAACUGCUCCUUCCCCCCCUGGAGCCCCAGUACUGUGUCGAGCAGGCCAUGAAUGCCAUCCUGAUAGACCAACCACUGGUGUGCAUCCCCCGCCUCACCUACCUGCCUGUCCUCUUUAGAGCGUUGUUGCCAUGGGAAUCCAAUGUGGCUGCAUAUCGUUUCAUGGGCUCCGACAAGUGCAUGUACCCGUUCAUUGAUACCAUGAGCAAACAGUCGUCUAAUGGCUCCAUUAAGGUUGCAUAGUUAUACCUAAGUAUAUUUAAAAGGGUUUAUGGUACACCAGUUGAUGCAAAAUAAAUAAAUUAAAAGAAAAAUCCUUCUGCUUGCGUGUGCAGCAGUAGGCUGAACUGCCCAGCUCGAGCUAGGAUUCAAUCACGAGGAUAGUCAUAAUUACUGCCAAAUGGAAGGGACUUUAGAUUUUGAGACUGAUCAUUCCGAAGCCUGUGCUAGAUGACGACUCAGCCAAGUGGUCAUCAGCACACCAAAAAUAUUUCAUCAAUGUUAAGAUGAAGUUUAAAGUCCCUUCUAAAUGUUUUCACCACAAACCUGAGAAAUGACAGGACUGUGAUUGAAUCCUGGACUGAUCAAAAUGGGAAUGGGAGUAUCUUUAAUAUCUGUAACUACAUGAUGUAUGAGAAUACUGUGCUGUACUGUUUACAUAAAAUAAAUUGAAUGAAAAUAACUAUUCUAAAUACACUUAAGAUUUGUGUGUUGCUCUUUUUGAACUGCACAUGACCUGCAAAUGAGCAAAAAAGAGGUAGUACAACUGAAAAAUAUGCACAUUGAGUAUUGAAAACUGAACUGGAAUAUGUUCUGGGCCUUCUACACUUUCUCCCUCUACCUUGUGGAUUAUGUCUGUGUCAGUGCACAUGUUUACAAGAUUGCAGUUAAGUGCUCAAAAGUGUGGUUAAUCUCAAAAGACAGCAGUGAUGAAGUAAAACAUAAUCACUGCCCAGAAAUAUUCUCACGCAAGGGAGGAGGUAUGACUAAUGAAGCAUUUCCUGCAGCAUAAUGUAAGAUUGUGCUGUUUAAAAUGUCGCCUGUAAAACUCCUAAUGUCCCAGAAUGAGCUUGUUUGGGCAGUCAAAUAAAAACGAGAGCAGCAAACCUUUGCAUAACAUGAUUUAAAUUAUUUACACUUCUCUUGAUUCUAGCUUUGUAUCAAAAGCAAGUCCCUGAAUACUUCUUUAUCAUAUGACAAAUGUUUAUAGCAGCCAAAUUCUGAUGAAAGUAAAAGGGCAUUUAUCUUUGUUAAGUUGUUCUUCUGUAGUAUUUUUCACAAAGCAGCCACAGUAGGAAGGAUUCAGACUGAAAACAGCAACACUGGAAACAUGGCCUUCAUGUUACGAGGUGUUUUACCGAGAAUGUGCACUCUGUAUUUGAUUGGCUGAUGCCGCAGCACCUUGCCAGAUAUCGUGGCGUGGUGCAGCAAAAGUUGAGGCUGGUUAAGCUUUUUUUGACGGAGGACGCUGCGCUGUUGAUGGGGCCCCUGCAUAGACAGACUGGCUCCAUUCAAAUAAAAGACUGCAUUACUUCUGGUGGGGCUAAUGUUUGUGUCAAAGUGCAUUUGAGGCUAUGCAAAGGGUUACAACUUUAAUAACUUAUCUUAAAAUUGGCUUGGAAACAUGAUUUAGAAAACAGAAAUUUGUAAAACGUCGACACAAUAUGACUAUAUCAUUACAAUAUGAUACCACUGAAAGCUGAAAAAUUCUAAUAUUAUAUCAUCAACCGGGCCUAGAUAAGCUAUAUAUCACGCCUAUAAUAGAUUAAGGAAAAGACAAGAUAACACAAGUCUUUGUUUUGUGCGCGUAAGCACGUAAGUUUAAUUACCAUGGGGAGCGGAGAGAGAAGGGAAGUUGACAUAAGGGAGGAAACGGGAGUAUCAGGAGAACCGAUGCAGCAGGGAAACGUCCCCGCCACACACAGCAGAGACAACAUCACAUUACAUCACACGCUACAUUUAGUCACAAAUUCUUCCCAGCCCUACAUGGUAAUGUCGAUAACACUUCACUUGUGGUUGUUGAUAUAAAGCACUCUAGGAAAA